ACAGGGGAGCUGGAGGGGGUGUAUGGUACCUUGGCAGCGAUAAAAAAAAACUCUUCGGGAUGGAUAGAUGGUGGUCAUUCGUUAUAGAUUACCCAAUGAAGGUGUUUUUUCCCCCGUGUUAACGUGGAAUGAGCUGGGGGCAGGUUUUGUGCCAUAAUUCGCCAUGCACUAUUUUUAUUUGAUGAGUCGCAAUAAUUAUCCAAACUCUUGAGGCGGAACGUUCAUACCUCGGCGGUAUUUGUGUUUCGACGGAAGUGAGUGAGGGGCGCACUCCAACAUGGCAGCGCUCAGCGGCGGUGGAGAUGGUGCUGAAAGCUCUUCGGGAAAACUAAAAUCUCCGCAAGUAACUCCCCAGAAAGUUCGCGAAUUACUGAAUGACGGAAUUGCUUUGGAAGAUAACAGAUUGGAUAGUGAGGAGCAGGUGGUGGAACCAGAAGCUCCAAAUGGCAUCACCCACCUUCCAUGUGAGGCCACGAGCAAAGAAGGAUUUUUCUCAAGAGUGGAGACGUAUACGUCUUUGAAAUGGGCUGGAAAGCCUCAUGAUCUUUCCCCCUUGAGGUGUGCAAGGUAUGGUUGGACCAAUGUCGAAUGUGACAUGCUGAAAUGUCCAAGCUGCCAGGCAUUCCUCUGCGCAUCUCUGCAACCCACACAGGAUCUUCAGAAAUAUAAAGAACGAAUAUCAGAGCUAAAGAAAUCUUUACAAAUGCACCAUGAAAAGUUUUGCUUUUGGCCUGACUUUCCAAGCCCAGAUCGGUUUUGGACCCUACCGAUCAGUGAGCCUGCAGUGCUGUUCAGGGCCUUUCUGGACCGAUUCAAGAGCGCAUGUCUGCUGGAGCUACAGCUACCAUCCAUGAAGCCUGACGAUCUCAAAAACAUGUCUCUAACAGAAGAUGCAGUCGGUGAUCUCCUGCAGCUGAUUGAGGACGAGGUGAAGAAGGAGGGGGGGUCCCCUCUCAAGAUGAGCACAGAUCCCCUCCCUGUACAGGUGGCAGCCUGCAUUGUGGCCCUCUGUGGCUGGGCAGCAAGUCCAGCUCUUGACUCCCUGCACCUCCCAGUGCUCGCCUGCUCCUACUGUAUGCGCAAGGUGGGGCUGUGGGGUUUCCAGCAGAUUGAGGGGGUGGCCUGUGAAGGGGACAGCUCUCUUAGCAUGACCUCAACCCCUGUGUCCAGCCAUGAUGGUCGAGGGGACAGACUGACGCCCACCUCCACCUCCCCUUGUAGGAUGGUACUGCGCAGCCAGGACGCCACGCGGUCACAUGUCUCUGAGCACACUGACAGCAGCCCGUCUCCGCUGGUUUUCCGAACCCGCAGCCGGGACUCGCCCAGCCCCAGCGAGGACUCUCCCAGCCCCCUGGCGAGGGGCAAGAGGCCGGUGACCCGCAGCCGAGGUCAGGGAGAGGCAGGCCUAGUGGGCGGCGAGGUGCCCUCCAGCCCCCAGCGGAGAGCCAAGCGCUCACGCCUGUCCUCUGCUAGCAGCACGGACACCACCACCAGCAGGAGUGUGUUUAACCCUGUUGCCCAGCACAGGGACUGGUGUCCCUGGGUCAGUGUGGCAGAAGUGGAAACUGGGAGGGACCCCGAGUCCUCUGAUGAGCCACCCUCGAAACCGCAAAGCCCAGACAUCCCCCAGCCAGGCUGGAAAGCAGCCCUGGACACUUUUCUGGCCAUGAAGAAAUCCGCCAACCCGCAGGAGACUUGUACCUCGCAGGGUCUCCAUGACAAAUCAAAGAGGGUUUUUAAGAUAUUCCGGCAAUGGCAAGUGUCUUCUUCCCAGUAGAUUCCCAAGACGGAGGACAGUGGUACUUGAUGUUGGUUUACUUUUUCUUCAACCUUUGUGGUCUUUUCAACUGGGAAGUUAGAGGUCUGCCUUUGAUAGUAGACUGUGUAAUUUUGAUAGCAUUUUUUUUUCUGCAGUCAGGAAAACCUUUACUUGUCCUGUGAGGAGUGCUUUUUCCAUGGCAAAACACAUGAGCCUCGUUAAUCUUUCUCCUAGAGAGAAGGGAUGUAAGAAGCAAGUUGUAGCAGUCAUGUUUAUCUCUCACUCACCAGUAGCUUUUGGUCGUACAGUCACUUCUUGCCAGAGAGAUUUGUUACUGUUUACACAAGAAAACAGCUGACUUUGCCUUGAAAGAUGGCUGGUUUUUGUCCAGCCCUUCAUGCAUGCGUUCUAUGAAAACAUCUAGUCUGUUAACUUACUAUAGUGAUGACUCUAAACAGCACUCCACAGAUAAUCAGGGGACACUUUCUUGUUCUACCAUCACUAAGCAGUUUCAUGUAUUGUUUUAGCUUAAAACAUUGAAAGAAAUAAACUACCCUGAAACUGGAUCUCAGUGUUCAGUAACCAUGAAACUAAACAUUAGUUUAAACUUUCACAUUAAAGGGAAGACUUUAUUAUCUUAAGAUCCACAUCAAAGGUAUCUGUAAACUAAGUUUUGAAUUGUUAAUAUCAUCAUUCAGAUACUAAUGUGCCAUGAAGAUAAAUCUUUUAUAGAGGCUUGUGUAAGUUAACAGUUUAAAAAUUACAUUCCAAAUGAUAUGGAUUUCUAUGUAAGUGCUGUUUUGUUGUAAUGGUAGUUCUUAUGCAGAUGUGCAUUUAUCAUACCUAUUCUUUUUAAAAAGAAUAGGAAGAAAUAAGUUUUGAUGAGUCCCAACAAGACACAGUCUAAUAUUCUGAACAAUCAUUUAAAAUGUGGUUUCAACAGAGGUUAUUGAAUGUCUGGAAAAUGUAGUUUCUGUUUUCCAUGCUUGGUAAUAAAAAGAUAUGUUGAAAUCCAAAUUAAAAGGUUAGUAUACUGAA
This is a messenger RNA of Lepisosteus oculatus (spotted gar), 2797 nucleotides long. It is a transcript of the gene zc3hc1, whose product is annotated as zinc finger, C3HC-type containing 1. NCBI's taxonomy places the organism in Eukaryota, Metazoa, Chordata, Actinopteri, Semionotiformes, Lepisosteidae. The record is from RefSeq and is a predicted model, not a curated record. Gene Ontology annotation, molecular function: zinc ion binding. Gene Ontology annotation, cellular component: nucleus.